UUGGCCCGGCCGGGUGCCCAUCACCCGGCGGCUGCUGAUUUGGCAGGCUCGCCGGGGUACAUGUCAAAGGCUGAGGAGGCUUCCCCCCCUCGGCCACACCGGACCCGGGCGGGGGGCGCAGGAGCCCGCACCCGCCGUGCCCACCGCGAUGGCCACGGCCGCCUCCAACCCCUACAGCCUGCUGAGCCCCGGGGCUCUGGUGCACGCCGACUCUGCGGGCAUGCAGCAGGGGGGACCUUUCCGCAGCCCCCAGAAGCUGCUGCAGGGCGACUACCUGCAGGGCGUGCCAGGCGGGGGGCACGCCCUGGGCCCCCCCUGGGUGACCGGCCUGGGCGACGGGGGGCCCUGGGCCGCGGCCGGCGCGCUGGACCCUCCGCCGCACGCUCCGCAGGACGUGAAGCCGGGGCGCGAAGACCUGCAGCUCGGACCCCUCCUGCAGCAGCAGCAGCAGCAGCAGCAGCAGCAGCAGCAGCAGCAGCGGUCGCCGCACGUCCCGCACCCAGCCCCGCACCCGGCGGGGGGUCACCCGUGGGGAGCCGGUCCUGGAGGGGGCGGGGGCGGGGGCGGAGGGGGCUACCCGGCGUCGGGCUUCUCGGUGGGCGGCCUGCUGGACCACGGCGGGCCCAGCCCCCCGCAGGCGCUGCUCCCGGCCGACCCCCUGGCCCCGCACGGCUGCGGGGGCGGAGACCCGCACUCGGACGAGGAGACCCCCACGUCGGACGAGCUGGAGCAGUUCGCCAAGCAGUUCAAGCAGCGCCGCAUCAAGCUGGGCUUCACGCAGGCCGACGUGGGGCUGGCCCUGGGCACGCUCUACGGGAACGUGUUCUCGCAGACCACCAUCUGCCGCUUCGAGGCCCUGCAGCUCAGCUUCAAGAACAUGUGCAAGCUCAAGCCGCUGCUCAACAAGUGGCUGGAGGAGGCCGACUCGUCCACCGGCGGCCCCACCAGCAUCGACAAGAUCGCGGCCCAGGGCCGCAAGCGCAAGAAACGCACCUCCAUCGAGGUGAGUGUCAAGGGGGUCUUGGAGACGCACUUCCUCAAAUGCCCCAAGCCGGCGGCGCAGGAGAUCUCGUCCCUGGCCGACAGCCUGCAGCUGGAGAAGGAGGUGGUGAGGGUCUGGUUCUGCAACCGGCGGCAGAAAGAGAAGCGCAUGACCCCCCCGGGCGACCCCCAGCCGCACGACGGCUACGCCCACCCCCACGCCGGGAAGGCCGACUCGGCCUGUCAUGACCUCUGAGGACCUCUUUCCCCUCCCCUUCCUCCUCCCACGCGUGGAGUGAGGGACCCGGAGGGGGCGGGGGGUGAUGCGAGU
Ornithorhynchus anatinus (platypus) is the source of this 1312-nucleotide messenger RNA. RefSeq names its product POU class 3 homeobox 4 (gene POU3F4). The record is from RefSeq and is a predicted model, not a curated record. The transcript has a single exon. Gene Ontology annotation, cellular component: nucleus. Bases 149 to 1237 code for a protein of 362 amino acids. Gene Ontology annotation, biological process: regulation of transcription by RNA polymerase II; brain development. NCBI's taxonomy places the organism in Eukaryota, Metazoa, Chordata, Mammalia, Monotremata, Ornithorhynchidae. Gene Ontology annotation, molecular function: DNA-binding transcription factor activity, RNA polymerase II-specific; RNA polymerase II cis-regulatory region sequence-specific DNA binding.